GUCCCAGCGGUGUCCCAUUGGUGUGCCAUGCGCCGGGCGCUCCUGGCGCUGCUGAUCGGCACCGCCGCCCUCGGGGCCACCGCCGGACCCCACUGUCCCGUAACGGCCCCGGAGGGAACCGCACCGCUACGGCGGGGGGGGGAAACGGCCCCAAGGAGAGCGAAGCGCUUCGCGGCGGCGGUGCAGCGCCACGUGGAGCUGUUGGUGGUGGCCGACGCGGCCAUGGCGCGGUUCCACGGCACGGAGCUGCGGCCGUACCUGCUGACAGUGUUGGCUACGGCUGCCAGGACCUUCCGGCACGGCAGUCUGGGCGCUGCGGUGCAGCUGAGGCUGACGCGGCUCCUGGUGUUGGCAAACGGCGCCCCGGGGCCGUCCGUCACCUCCAACGCUGCCCAAACGCUGCGCGACUUCUGCCGCUGGCAAAGGGACCUCAACGUCCCCGACGAGGACAGCCCCCUCCAUUUCGACGUCGCCGUCCUCUUCACCCGGCAGGACCUGUGUGGGGCGGCCACAUGCGACACGUUGGGGAUGGCCGAUGUGGGCACCGCCUGCGACCCCGAGCGGAGCUGCGCCAUUGUGGAGGACGAUGGGCUGCAGUCAGCGUUCACGGUUGCACAUGAGCUGGGCCACGUGCUCAGCAUGCCACACGACGACUCCCAGCGCUGCACGGAGCUCAACAGCCCCCUGGGAUCGUCGCGCCGCGUGAUGGCGCCGGUGAUGGGUUCGGUGCCACCGGGAGAGAUGUGGUCCCCAUGCAGCGCCCAUUUCAUCACCGACUUCCUUGACAACGGCCACGGUCGCUGUCUGUUGGAUAAACCCACCGAAUGGCUGCAGCUGCCGUCGGCGCUGCCGGGCUCGGUGUACCCCGCAGAUCGGCAGUGCCAGUUGGCAUUCGGCCCCGAAUCGCGGCACUGUGGGGACGUUCAGCCCUCCUGUGCCGCCCUGUGGUGCAGCGGCCGCGCCGGAGGGAGAGCGGUUUGCCAAACCAAGCACUUCCCGUGGGCCGACGGCACGCCGUGCGCGCCGGGACGGGUGUGCGUCAGUGGGCAGUGCGUGGAUAUGGCCACCAUGGAAGAGCUCCAGAUCCCCGUGGACGGCUCCUGGGGGCCGUGGGCUCCAUGGAGCAGCUGCUCCCGGAGCUGUGGCGGCGGCGUCACCUCCUCGCACCGCUUCUGCUCCCGCCCCACACCGCGCAACGGCGGCCGCUUCUGCCGUGGGGAGCGACUCCGCUUCCGCUCCUGCAACGUCGGGGAGUGCCCCGGGAGCAGCGCGUUCCGGGAGGAGCAGUGCGCUGCCUACAACCACCGCGUCGUCUCGGCGGCUCUGCCGGCGGUGGGCGAUUGGGUGCCGCGGUACGGCGGCGUGGCCGAAGAGGACCGAUGUAAAUUGAUGUGCCAAUCUCACAGCCUGGGGGUCUACCAUGUGCUGCAGCCGCGGGUUGUGGAUGGGACGCCGUGCUCACCGGAGGGCACCGGGGUGUGCGUGAGGGGCCGCUGCGUCCCCACGGGCUGCGAUCGCAUCAUCGGCUCCAAGAAGAAGUUUGACAAAUGCAUGCAGUGUGGUGGCGACGGCUCCGGCUGCACCAAAGUGUCCGGGUCCUUCACCGCGCCCCGCUACGGCUACAACGACGUGAUCACCAUCCCAGCGGGCGCCACGCACCUCCUGGUCCGCCAGGGCUCACCGCACGGCACCCACGGUGACAACAUCUACCUGGCACUCCGAAACCCCUCCGGCCGCUCUCUGCUCAACGGUGGCUUCAUCCUGGUGCCGUCAGAGCACACGGUGACGUUGCCAGGCGGUGUGACGCUGCGGUACAGCGGUGCCACGGCCGUCCCAGAGGUGCUGACGUGCCGGGGGCCGCUGCCGGAGCCUGUGGUGCUGCAGGCUUUGGUGGUGGACGAGCAGCGCCCGCCCCGUUUGAAAUACAGCUUCUUCAUCCCCCAAAAAGCAGCAGCGACGGCGUGGGAGAAACAGAAAGCAGAGAUUUUGGAGAUCCUCCGGCAGCGCCGGGCGUAGAGCCGCUGUUAUUUAUUGGGUUUAUUGUGCCUGUGUCUACCUCAGCCCCUCCCGGGGGUCUCAGCCCUGGGCUGGCCUCGGGGUACCCCCGCAACGUCCCCCUCUGUGCACCUAUAGGGUGGUGGGGGAUUAUUUAAAGCUAUUUAUGGAGCUCCGCUCUCUGCUUUGGGGUUACUGGACUGUCCCUGUGCGCAAUGGGGGCUGAGCUGAUCCCUCCCUCCUCCGUGACGAUGGCGCUGCCAACAUUGGGUACAAUGGGGUUUGUUGGGUGCCCCCACCCAGAGCCAGAGAUCUUCUUCUUGGUGCCAUGCAGCAUCGUGAGUUGGGGUGAGCCUCUACGGGGUGUCUGCACUUUGGGGGUGGGACCCCAGGACCUCUACCUAUGGGGUGCCUGAUCUGCGGGGCGAGACCUCCUGAGCACAGACCCAUGGACGUCCCACCACCUCUAUGAGGUAUCCAAACUUUAGGGCACGACCCUCUGAUCACAGAGACCCCCAGGACCUCUAUGGGGUGCCCAAGCUUUGGGGCAGGUCCCCCUGAGCACCAAGCUGGGGACCCCCAGGACAGCUAUGGGGUGCCCAAUCUUUGGGGCAGGACCCCUUGAACACAGAGCUGGACUUUCAGAACCUCUCUGGGGUACCCAAACUUCGAGGCAUCAGCACCCUCUGGGGCGCCAAUGCCCCCUUUCCCCCCCCCCCCCAGCCAUUCUAUGCAGCUCAGACGUCGCCGUGGGGCAGGAGGCUGUAUGUGGGGCGGGACGGGGUGCUGCAGGGGCAGAGCCAGCCGAGCACACAGCCUCCCCCGAACACCUCCUGCAGUGCUGCUGCCCACGCUCGUCCCCCACACGCCUCCUUUGACCCCCGCUUGUGGGGCUGCUCCGUGAGGAUGGACACCACCUAUGGGGUUGGGGACAGAGAUGUCACCGCCUGCCCCACUGCCACCUCACUGCCACCCGCCCGCCCCACACCGCCCCACUGACCUGAUCGUAAAACACAACGGUGACAAAAAUGCCAAAGAGGAGGGACUCCAGCAGCAGCACGACGCAGUGAGCGCUGCGGGACGGCAGUGGGGCUGAGGGCUGAUGUGGGGCGGCCCCCAGUCCCCCACAUCACCCCACACUCACGUCUGGAUGCGGUUUUCGGUGCCAUCUCCUCCUGACGGUCCCAACCACACAGCCAACACCAACCCCGCUGCAUAGGCGCUGGUCAGGCCUGGUAUGGGGCGAGCAGUGAGCCAGAACCCACAGCUGUAGGGCUGAACCCUUUGCUAUGGGGCCGAGCCCCACAUCCCACAACUUACCAGUGUAAAAGAGGAACUGGAUGAAGUAUUUCUGGUUCAAUUCCCCGAUGCAGUUAUUUAUCCUGCAGAUAAACAGGGCCGAUGACA
Gallus gallus (chicken) is the source of this 3402-nucleotide messenger RNA. It is a transcript of the gene ADAMTS4, whose product is annotated as ADAM metallopeptidase with thrombospondin type 1 motif 4. Bases 28 to 2016 code for a protein of 662 amino acids. Gene Ontology annotation, biological process: proteolysis; extracellular matrix organization. Gene Ontology annotation, molecular function: metalloendopeptidase activity. The transcript is spliced from 9 exons. NCBI's taxonomy places the organism in Eukaryota, Metazoa, Chordata, Aves, Galliformes, Phasianidae. The record is from RefSeq and is a predicted model, not a curated record. Gene Ontology annotation, cellular component: extracellular matrix.